AUGGCGAGCCUAAACAAGCAGCCAAGAAGCUUCAUUGCGCACAAUCACUCCGGCACUCCCUGCACCCGCACCCACCAGAUCGGCGCCCUCCUUCUCGUCGCAGCCACUUUCUUCCUAACCAGAGUCUUCGACCAAUCGGUCUCUCCCUGCGCCAACACAUCUCUCUCUGUUAAUAAUUAUGACCGCACAUCACAAAUCGUCGAGCGCCUCUCACCCGGUGCCUACGGAGGACCCUUCUCGUGGCCCCAGAGAGGCUAUGGCUCCGACCUCUCCAUCAAGAUCUACGUCUACGACCAGAACGAGAUCGACGGCUUAAAAGACUUGAUGUACGGAAGAGACGGCAACGUUAAAACCAAUGCUUGCCUCAAAGGCCAGUGGGGCACUCAGGUUAAAAUACAUAACUUGCUUCUUCAAUCGAGAUUUAGGACAAAAAGGAAAGAGGAAGCGGAUCUGUUCUUCGUGCCAGCGUAUGUCAAAUGUGUUCGCAUGAUGGGGGGUCUCAAUGAUAAAGAGAUUAACAUGACUUAUGUCAAGGUCUUGAGUCAAAUGCCAUAUUUUAGGAGAUCCGGCGGCCGUGAUCACAUAUUUGUCUUCCCAAGCGGAGCUGGUGCUCACUUGUUUAGAUCAUGGGCGAAAUACAUAAAUCGGUCCAUAAUUCUUACUCCUGAGGGCGACCGUACUGAUAAAAGAGAUACAAGUGCUUUUAAUACAUGGAAAGAUAUCAUCAUUCCUGGAAAUGUUGAUGAUGGUAUGACUAAAAAUGGGGGUACCGUGGUCCAUCCUUUGCCUUUGUCAAAGAGGAAGUACUUGGCAAACUUUUUGGGUCGUGCACAAGGAAAAGUUGGUCGUCUCAAAUUAAUAGAGCUUGCUAAGCAAUAUCCAGACAAGCUGGAAUCUCCAGAGCUGAAGUUGAGUGGGCCUGACAAAUUGGGAAGAACUGAAUAUUUCGAACAUCUGCGGAAUGCCAAAUUCUGUCUUGCACCGCGCGGAGAAUCAUCCUGGACUCUUCGUUUUUACGAGUCUUAUUUUGUGGAGUGUGUUCCAGUAAUCCUAUCAGAUCAAGUAGAACUACCUUUCCAGAAUGUAAUUGAUUAUUCCCAGACAUCAAUCAAAUGGCCAUCUACUCGAAUAGGUCCAGAACUCUUGGAGUACCUAGCUUCAAUACCAGAUGAGGAUAUAGAAGGGAUGAUAGCCCGUGGUAGACAAGUAAGGUGCCUAUUUGUUUAUGCACCGGAGUCAGAAUCCUGCUCAGCGACGCAAGGAAUAAUGUGGGAACUUCAAAGGAAAGUGAGGCAAUUCCACCAAUCACCUCAGACGUUUUGGCUGCACAAUGGCACCAUUGUAAAUAGAGACUUGAUUGAAUUCUCUCGAUGGAAACCUCCCAUGUCUUUGCCUUAGUUAAAUUUGAAUCUCUUAACCUUACUUAUUUCAGUUUGUACGUGUAUUGCUCUUGUUCUCCAAUUUUAGCUUUUCCUUCUCAAAUACAAGCUUUUAAAUUCUGGCUUCUAGGUGAGCUCCACUUAUCCAUGAAAACUGUAUAGCAUUUUUGUUUUGAGACAUUUCUUUCUUUUUCUUUUUUCCCUUCUUCUAGACAUGGAAUACUGUAUAGAGAGGAUAGAUUCAGAAUGAUUUGUAUGACAGGUAAGAAAAAGCUGUUGAUCAUCAAACGGUUCAUCUCUUGUUUUUUCUUGUGAAGAUGAUGUAAUUGCAUA
Messenger RNA from Carica papaya (papaya), 1712 nucleotides. RefSeq names its product Exostosin family protein. The record is from RefSeq and is a predicted model, not a curated record. NCBI's taxonomy places the organism in Eukaryota, Viridiplantae, Streptophyta, Magnoliopsida, Brassicales, Caricaceae. Gene Ontology annotation, molecular function: glycosyltransferase activity.